Rhipicephalus microplus (southern cattle tick) is the source of this 655-nucleotide messenger RNA. RefSeq names its product gastrula zinc finger protein XlCGF57.1-like. NCBI's taxonomy places the organism in Eukaryota, Metazoa, Arthropoda, Arachnida, Ixodida, Ixodidae. The record is from RefSeq and is a predicted model, not a curated record.
UUCAUUUCUAUGACAUGCGAGUCUGAGAUGCAUUGUUUGCAGUGCCUUCCUGUUCCUCUGAUGGCUUUGCAGGUGCCCCAUCCGAGGAGCAGUACACUUCGCUCGUGUCGGUGAAAAGCAAAAAGCAUUCCUGCCGGCUGUGCACCUACACAACCAGAAAAAAAUGGAUCAUGGAAAGACAUCUUUGCAAGCACACGGGCAGACACCCAUUCUCGUGCCAGCUGUGUCCGGCUGCAUUUAGUCAAAUGGCUGAUCUCACAGCUCACUUGCGCACCCACACUGGAGAGCGGCCCUUUUCCUGUGUAUACUGCAAUGCAUCCUUUUCAAAGAAGGCGCACCUAAAAAAGCACUUGCGCAUUCACACGGGAGAGCGUCCGUUUGCCUGUGAUCACUGCAAUGCGUCCUUUUCAGUGAGAGGCACUCUUAUUCGCCACAUUCGCACCCACACAGGAGGUCAGUCCUUUUCAAAGAAUGCACACCUAAAGGACCACUUGCGCUCCCACAUGGGAGAUCGUCCCUUUGCCUGUGAUCGCUGCAGUGGAUCGUUUCUUCGUAAACACAAUCUCACUGAACACAUUCGCACCCACACUGGAGAGCGCCCUUAUACCUGUGAGCUAUGCAAACAUCCUUUUCUCAUAGUUUUACGCUAAAAAAA